UUUCCAUCAAACCUGCUAUCUCCUGGAUCGAAGACGGGCAUCACACAACAGCACACCUCCCAGGAAUAUCGGCCAAAUACCAUCAAAGCAAGAUCAAUAAAGCUUUUCUUUCUCGCUGUUCUGUCGCUGCUCUUGAUCUUCAGUCAUCCGCUCAACACUUAUACAUGGCCCUUCAAUCUUUUUGAGCGAAAUCCUAAUACAUGCUGUGCGUCGCAUAGCAAAUCUGCCCCUGGGAAGCUGGGGGCUGUUGCUAGUGAAAACCACAUCUGCUCUCAACAUGGAGUGGAUAUAUUGAAGAAGGGCGGCAAUGCCGCAGACGCCUUGGUUGCGACCGAGCUCUGCGUUGGUGUAAUUGCCAUGUACCACAGUGGAAUUGGCGGAGGUGGAAUCAUGCUCGUCAGGAUGCCAAACAAUAGCUACGAGGUUAUUGAUUUCAGAGAGACCGCUCCGGCUGCAGCGUUCAAAGAUAUGUAUGAACAUAAUAAAAAAGCCUCUUUGCGUGGUGGACUGGCAAGCGGAGUGCCUGGUGAGAUUCGAGGUCUUGAAUACUUUCACAGCAAGUAUGGUGUUCUCCCUUGGUCGACUGUCGUACGACCAGCUGUUCAAACAGCCCGUGAAGGGUUUCCUGUCGGAGCGGAUCUUAUCAGAUAUAUGAACCAUGUCACUGACUCCGAGUCGUUGUUUGUUAAAAACCCUACAUGGGCCAUUGACUUUGCUCCAAACGGAACCCGGCUGCAGCUAGGUGACACAAUGACUCGGCGCCGAUAUGCGGAUACUCUGGAAGCUAUUGCAAAGCAUGGAAGCAGAGCUUUCUACUCGGGGCCUAUCGCAGAGGCAAUGAUUAGCGCUCUACGAAAUGAGAAUGGUACAAUGACGCUUGAAGAUCUAGAAAGCUACACCGUGGCUAUUCGGAAUAUCUCACGGAUUGACUAUCGUGGGUAUAAGGUCACAAGUACAUCGGCUCCUUCUAGCGGGUCUAUCGCCUUGUUUAUUCUCAAAAUCUUGGAGCAAUACAAGGAUCUGUUCUCGAGAGAGCAAUCGGUGAAGCUCAGUACGCAUCGCAUGAAUGAGGCUAUUCGAUUUGGAUACGGCAGAAGAGCCUAUCUGGGUGAUCCUUCAUUUAUUGAUGAUAUGGCAAUAUACGAAGAGCAGACACUGGACCAAGCUACAGUCGAUGCCACUCGAUCUAAGAUCUCAGAUCACCGCACCCAGAAUAUAUCAGCUUAUAAUCCUGCCGGAUUAGAAAGCUUAGAGACUCCUGGAACCUCACAUAUUGUAGCAGUUGACAAGAGUGGCCUUGCAAUUUCUUCAAUUUCUACUAUCAACGAGGUCUUUGGUAGUUACGUUAUGGUUCCAGAGACUGGCAUCAUCAUGAAUAAUGAAAUGAACGACUUUUCUAUCCCUGGAUCGUCGGAUCUAUUUGGAUAUAUUCCCUCCGAAACAAAUUACGUCUCUCCUGGAAAACGCCCACUUUCUUCUAUCACACCAGUAAUAAUAGAACGAGCUGAUGGUACACUGCACUUAAUCACAGGAUCCGCAGGUGGCAGUCGGAUCAUUACUGCGACUGUUCAAAAUGUCAUCCAUUCGAUUGAUGAAGAACUCUCGGCUGCGGAUGCACUAGCUAGACCACGUUUGCAUGAUCAACUGGUACCGAACCAAGUCACCUUUGAGUGGGAUUAUAACAAUGAUACGGUUGCUUCCUUGAAAGGUCUUGGCCACGAAGUUACUUGGGUUGCACCUGGACAGAGUAAUGCUCAAAUGAUUAGAGUCCUGCCCAAUGGAACCUUUGAUGCUGCCGGUGAGCCGAGGCAAGUCAAUUCGGCUGGAUACUCAGUCUAG
Molecule: messenger RNA, 1839 nt
Organism: Penicillium cosmopolitanum
Lineage: Eukaryota; Fungi; Ascomycota; Eurotiomycetes; Eurotiales; Aspergillaceae
Product: gamma-glutamyltransferase family protein
Exons: 7
Biological process (GO): glutathione catabolic process
Cellular component (GO): plasma membrane
Molecular function (GO): glutathione gamma-glutamate hydrolase
Source: RefSeq, a predicted model, not a curated record